CUCAGUGGGUGGAGAUUCUUUCUCCCCGGGCGUGCUCGGAUUUUACUGAGUAAUAUUCAGAUGCACCAGACUUUCCCUGACAGUGCUCUGUCUGCGAUCAGAGUGGUGGUAGAUGAAUAGCUCAAGUAAAGAGUCUACUGACUGCCGUAAUAACCAGACGACACACUGCAGACAUACGGUCGUUGCAAGGGCGUCUUUCCGAGGAAGAGAAUGCCAGCGGUCAUAGGUAAAAAUUCCGAUUUGGAGUUUGACUCCUUACAACCUUGCUUUUAUCCGGACGAAGAUGAUUUCUACUUCUGCGGUCCCGAUUCCGCACCACCGGGGGAGGACAUCUGGAAGAAAUUCGAGCUGCUGCCCACGCCCCCUCUCUCCCCGAGCAGAGCAGGUCUCCCGGGGGAGCUGGCUUCGGCAUCCGGUGACUCCGGUUCGAUGGGGUUUGGAUUAACAAACCCACUGGACUGGGCUUCGGAACUGCUUUUGCUUCCAGAAGACGACAUUUGGGGAGCGUCGGACGCGGACCUUUUCGGGUCAGCCUUGGAAAGUAACCUGAAUUCUAUAAUUAUCCAGGACUGCAUGUGGAGUGGAUUUUCGGCCAGGGAAAAGCUCGAGCGAGUGGUGAACGAGAAACUCGGCAAAGCGGUUUCAACGGCUGCCAGCUGUGGAGUGAGUCCCAACAAAGAGAGCAAGGCGACGGAGUUGAACAGUUCCGUUUCGGAGUGCGUGGACCCUGCUGUAGUUUUCCCCUUUCCCGUCAACAAGACCAGCAGCAAUUGCAUCACCACCAGCAGCAGCAGCAGCUGUAACAGCAGUAGCAGCAGAAGUCCACCUGGGACAGUUCCCUCAUCUGCUCCCAACAGCUAUGCCGACGACACCCCAAGUGAUUCUGACGAUGAGGACGACGACGAAGAGGACGACGAAGAUGAUGAGGAAGAGGAGGAGGAGGAGGACGAAGAGGAGAUCGACGUGGUGACGGUGGAGAAGAGGCGGUGCACGGCCGGCAAGCCCGUGCCCGCCAUCGGCAGGGCGAAGGCCAGCAGCGCCGCCGCGGGCGUCAGCAGCAAGCCCCAGGAGGUCAUCCUCAAACGCUGCGCGCCCAUCCACCAGCAGCACAACUACGCCGCCCCGUCCCCCUACAUGGCGGAGGAGGCCUCCCCGGCGCCCCCCAAAAAGGUCAGGAACGAGGCCCGCCCGGGUCCCGCCAAGGCCGCCUCCUCCUCUUCCUCCUCCUCCUCAGCCCCCGCCGCCGCCGCCGCCGCGCCCCCCCAGCGGUUGAAAAAGAGCGAGAGCCCCCGCGGCUCGGACUCUGAGGACAGCGAGCGGCGGCGGAACCACAACAUCCUGGAGCGGCAGCGACGCAACGACCUGCGCUCCAGCUUCCUGACGCUGCGCGACCACGUGCCCGAGCUGGCCCGCAACGACAAGGCCGCCAAGGUGGUCAUCCUGAAGAAGGCGGCCGAGUACGUGCACUCGCUGGAGGCAGACGAGCGCCGGCUCCAGCUGGAGAAGGACAGGCUCCAGGCCCGGCGGCUGCAGCUGAUCAAGCGCCUGGAGCAGACGAGGACUCGCUAGGCCAGGCCACGCCCCAAC
Anguilla anguilla (European eel) is the source of this 1587-nucleotide messenger RNA. RefSeq names its product MYCN proto-oncogene, bHLH transcription factor (gene mycn). The record is from RefSeq and is a predicted model, not a curated record. Gene Ontology annotation, molecular function: DNA-binding transcription factor activity, RNA polymerase II-specific; RNA polymerase II cis-regulatory region sequence-specific DNA binding; protein dimerization activity. Gene Ontology annotation, biological process: regulation of transcription by RNA polymerase II. The transcript has 3 exons. The coding region runs from base 211 to 1569 and encodes 452 amino acids. NCBI's taxonomy places the organism in Eukaryota, Metazoa, Chordata, Actinopteri, Anguilliformes, Anguillidae.